AUGAUAUCAUAUCUCGACUUUCUCGAAUGUAUCAUACUCCGGGGCUUGAACAACCCGGUGGGUUGGGCGCCCUAUGGCAACGGUCUGAGAAGGUACUUGGUCACACGGUAUGGAUUAGUGAAACCUCCGUGCCAGAGCAAACCCUUCAAUGGACGAUGCAAGAGCGGAACAGAAGCUGCCGAUCGGGCAUCAUAUGUCCUGGGGGGGGCUGAGUAUCGUGGAUGGGCACUUUCAAUGUGCUAUAAUCAUCCAGAAUGCGCAGCAUCAAUUUUGACAUGGUGGGAAUUCCUCAUAUCCCUGACCUAGUCACUCGUCGCAUCCAAAAGACCGAGAGGUUUGCACCCAAACUACCGUAGGAGGGGACGUCUGGAUCAAUUGAGACUACCACGGGUGCCAAGAAACCUGGAAACAAUGCGCGAGUAUGACACCGUACCGUUACUCCCUGGCCCUCUCCGGCGCCAUAUCACACCGAGAUCCCCCGCUGGGGUGUCACGGCCAGUUGGUUCUCUGUGGGGUUUGGCCCUAUUGGUCAAUGUAGCCCCCGCAGGAAUGCAUUUCCAGUCGUUGCCCGGGGUGGGGAGGGUGUUCGUAAUGAACGGCAUUUGAUUUUGACAAGACUGUUGCUCUUACAUGCUGCCAAAAAUUCAGCUUUUUUGCUUAUAUAUUUGUGUCAUGCGGUAGUAGUCGUGCUCAGAAACACCGUCCAAUUACGAGUAGAGAGAGAGUCAUGCAUAACUAAUGGGCAUAACGUUCAGCUGCCGGGCAGACUAAGCUCUCGCCUAGCUAGAAUAGCUAUUCCUGGAGACUGCUUAGACGAAGACUGGAAUUCUAGAGAGUUACAUUGAAACCCCCGGGAAGGCUAUUAUUAAUAAUAAUACUGGUAUGUGAGCCUUGUGGUUUUUGAUCCAUAAGUUUCCCUCCAAUAUUAGUGGCUUUGAGAUUUCUUGGUUUCUCGUAGUACAGAGGUGCUUGUGGGAUAGACUGUGCGGGGUCAUGGCCAUGAAGCUCCAUAGCGAGACAUGAGUUCUAUCUAGUGAGGUUGGUCAACUCUG
Tuber melanosporum (Perigord truffle) is the source of this 1052-nucleotide messenger RNA. RefSeq lists its product as uncharacterized. NCBI's taxonomy places the organism in Eukaryota, Fungi, Ascomycota, Pezizomycetes, Pezizales, Tuberaceae. The transcript has a single exon. The coding region runs from base 1 to 306 and encodes 101 amino acids. The record is from RefSeq and is a predicted model, not a curated record.